Neoarius graeffei (lesser salmon catfish) is the source of this 3155-nucleotide messenger RNA. RefSeq names its product MYCL proto-oncogene, bHLH transcription factor a (gene mycla). The transcript has 3 exons. The record is from RefSeq and is a predicted model, not a curated record. The coding region runs from base 826 to 1899 and encodes 357 amino acids. Lineage: Eukaryota; Metazoa; Chordata; Actinopteri; Siluriformes; Ariidae. Gene Ontology annotation, molecular function: RNA polymerase II cis-regulatory region sequence-specific DNA binding; DNA-binding transcription factor activity, RNA polymerase II-specific; protein dimerization activity. Gene Ontology annotation, biological process: regulation of transcription by RNA polymerase II.
UACACAAAGGCGCAGCUGUGGCGCGAAAGUGGCGCGCGGGUGUGGCUUCCAGCUCCGGUCUCGCGCUGCAUCUGCUCAGCAGCUGGAAAUAGACGGUCAUUAUUAUUUCUUUUAAUUCUGUUUUUUUUUUUCUUCUUCCGUCUGGUUUCUGUUUCAGUUUGGGUUUAUAAAACCCAGACCCAGGAGUGUGGAGUGUUUCUUCUUCUUGCCGUUGGAGAUUUUUUCCCUCCUUUGUUCCGGAAGUUCAAUUGUUCUCUUUCUUUGUCCUUCAGCUCCAGGUCCUUCAGCUCCAUGCUCUUCUGCUCCUCUCUUUCACCCGGACCUGAACAGAUGAAACGGUAAAUAAGAGCAGUGCUUCACCUUCUCGCUGCCUGUGGCCUGAGUGCGUGUUGGAGAGGAACUCUGGGGGAAGUGUUGAGGAACUCUGACUGCACUCAGGGCUUCCUGAUUCUUCAGCACACUGCAGUGCGGGAAAAUCUCACUUUUAUUUGGUCGGAAGCAUUGCGAGCGUGUGAACUGUGGUGCAGAAACAGUGUUAAACCCGACUGAAAGGUCGCUGUGUGUGUGAGCUAUGGUUUACCUGCUCUAAACUUCUGCAAAGCUUCAGUUCCACUCGAUUCCUCACAUCAUCAGCACGACAUUCUCAUUGGGUGUGAGGCAGAACCGAGCGCGUGUUCCGGACUACGAUUAAAGCAGCAAUACGCGACUUUUCCACGCGUUGCAUUGUGCUGCACCGCGAGCUCACCCUCACACCAGCCUCCACUGUAAUGCAUUAGAGCUCUAAACGUGGACGGUUGUGAAUCCAGCUGUGUGUGUGGAUUAAACAUGGAGUGUGAUCACCACCAGCACUAUUUCUAUGAUGAGAUGGACGGAAGAAUUGAAGACUUCUUUACAUCCACGGCGCCCAGCGAAGAUAUCUGGAAGAAGUUUGAGCUGCUCCCGACGCCGCCCGUGUCCCCCUCCAGGACCUUCCCUACAGCGCGCUCGUUGUUCUCACCGCAGGUAUCCGAGCGAAGCGUGUGGGCAUCGGACGAUUACGGCGUGCUUCCUCUGAAGAAGCUCGACCCUCUGGACGUGUUCGGGAACCUGAGCUCCGUGGUUAUUAAGGACUGCAUGUGGAGCGGUGGGUUUAACUCCAGCAGAGCGAUCCCUCGCUCAGAAACUCACCAGAGUGAACUCACGCAUGUGAACGCACCACGCAUCCAGAGUGCCGCGAGACAGACUGACGUACAGGUCACGAGGUGUGUGAACCCCACCGCUGUCCUCAACCUGCCCGUGUCCCAGUCCAAAAAGACCCCGGCGUCCUCAGGAUCCGAGUCACGCUCCGACUCAUCCGAUGAUGAGAUUGACGUGGUGACGGUGGAGAACCGUUUGAAGAAGCGCAUUCGCACACCCAUCACCAUCGCCGUGAGCGCUGACCCGCACGGCCCACGCAAGAAACACUUCCACAUCUCUCUGCACCGGCAGCAGCACAACUACGCUGCUCCGUCUCCUGAAUCUGACGACGAACACCACCACCACCAUCCCAGUGAUGAUGACUGUGAUGAAGAGCCGCUCGGUAAACGAGCUCAGAUUGACCCUUUGCUCUUAUCUGCGCCGUCGUCGUCCUCCUCCUCCUCUCCAGCCAGCUCUGACUCCGAGGACUCCACCGAGCAGCGCAGGAACUUCCUGGAGAGGAAGAGGAGGGACGACCUACGAUCUCGCUUUCAGAUGCUCCGGAACGAAAUCCCGUGUCUGUCGGAGUCUGCGAAAACCUCGAAGGUGGCCAUCCUGACCCACGCCACAGAGUACCUGCUGCAGCUGCGGGCGCGAGAGAGACUGCAAGCGCAGGAGAGGAAGAAACUCCGAGCCAGGCGACAGCUGCUGCUGCGUAAAAUCAGCACCCUCAAACAUCCAUGAACCCAAACAGAUGCAUGUUUAUGCCGAUUAUAAAGGGUUAAAAAUUUGUGCUGAGGGUUUUUUUUUCUUUUUUUCUAAAGCAUAGAUAGUUAAAGAUAACUAACACGGUUUAUGCAAAGAGUCCGAGUCAAAUUCAGAACUGACAAAAACAUGAGACUUGAAAAGAGCUGCGAUCAGUGCAGGGAAAACUCGACUAAAUAUCCAGUGAUGCAAUACACUUCACACAAACUGACUGCCAGAGAAAUAAAACCUACAAACUCCUGCUGCAGGAACCGAAAACUGAGAACUCUAACUGCAUCGAAUUGCCUUCUCAUCUCCUCGAACUCAAACGACUCCUGAACUUCAUCUGAAAUAAAUCAGACGUGUUGAAUUCUGAGAUGCUGUGCUUUCUCACACUGAGCUGAAAGUGUAUCAUGCUGUGAUUUUUUUUUUUUUUUUUUAUCAUGAGGAUCCUCGUGUCAUCCGUGUUUACUCAGGACUGGAGCAGGAAAAAAAAAAAGAAAACACUGUUGAACUCUGGCACGUGCCCAUGUCUGAUUCCUCACAGCGACUCUUCAGGACCUGAAGAAUGAAAUAUAGGAAUUUUGAGAUGGAUUGAAUUUUGGCACAGGCUUAGGGAAAUUGUGUGUGUGUGUGUUUUUUUUUUUUUUUUUAAUUGGACAGGUGUUCAUGUCUUUACACCAGAUGAACUUUGCACAUUAACAGCAGGAAGUGUUUGUGUUUUUCUUCUUCAUAAGAAUGAAAUGAUCCUGUGUGUGUGUGUGUGUGUGUGUGUGUGUGAGAGAGAGAGAGAGAGAGAGAGACGGGAAAUAACAAGCUCUGCUCUCUGGUCAUACAGUGGUGUGUUUAAUGAUGUGCAUCUUUCCAUGUUUUCCUCAAUUACCUCAGUGGUGUGUGUGUGUGUGUGCGUGUGCGCGCGCAGUUGUGAUUUGCUGUAGCAUUUGCACAUGGGCAGUGGAGGUUUUUUUUUUUUUUGACAACUCAAAUCUGCACAUUGGUGUAAAUACUUUGUCAUUCAUGUGUUUUCCACAUCACAGAUUCUAUUUUGCUUAAAAAAAUGCAGUUUUAAAAGUAAGUGUGUGUGUGUGUGUGUGUGUGUGUGUUUGGAAGUUGGAUGAGGAAGGAAAUUUAUCACAACAGACAGUUUAACUUCCCUGACCUGCAUGACUGGUUAUACACACACACACACACACACACACACAAUAUGCACCCAAAGUGUGAAGGGAGAUUUGUAUUGAAAUAAAGAAUGAAAAUUA